Molecule: messenger RNA, 2141 nt
Organism: Paralichthys olivaceus (Japanese flounder)
Lineage: Eukaryota; Metazoa; Chordata; Actinopteri; Pleuronectiformes; Paralichthyidae
Product: PWWP domain-containing DNA repair factor 3B
Source: RefSeq, a predicted model, not a curated record
UGGUGACGAUCCCUGAGCUCUGCAAUCAGACAGCAGUAGAAGUAGUAGUAGUAGUUUGUGCAGCGAGUUUAUUCCAUGUCAUUUACCACUGUUCCCGGGGGAGAUCGGUGAAUGGAGCUGUGUGAUAUAAUAUCUGCAAUGAUUUGAAAGAGGCAGGUCGAAGAGGAGCAGUUCAUGGAGCUUUAACGAUCGACGCACGGAGUCGUACCCGAGGUGAGCUGAAGUCGGAAGCUAACUAUCCGGACUGCGGACUGGUCCAGGUGUCCUGCAGCGCUGGAGACUCAUUUCUCCAGCUGAAGGAAAUCUGUCCUGACAAAUGACACUUCUUGAUGCUUAAGUGGAAUCCAGAUCCAAUGAACCCAAGGGAAGUCUGUCCAGCGAGAGGACUACACCAACAAUGAAAGGUGAACCUUGGAAAACAAGAAAAAGGAAAUCUAAGAAGACACCCGCAAAGAAAGUCUCAAACCUUGCUUCAUCUCCGGGCUCAGAGGAAUCAAACCCUGAGCCAGGAAGUGAUUUUGCCAUUGUCCCAGCAUGCUCCUUACUGAGUACUCCAAAAAGAGGCAAGAGGAGGACAAGACAGACUCAAGAUGUCUGCUGGACCUCCACACCAGUACGCAGCUCCUCCACAGAUCACCUGACCAAAAUCUCAAAGUCACCUCCUGGAGCAAAACAGGCAGGGCUAGAAUACACUGAGGUCAUAACACAGUUUAAGGCAGUAGAGGUUGACUUGCCAUGCUGCAAGUCAAAAUCUCCAACCAAACGCAAGACGUGUGAUGCUUCCCAGACAAGACAACUCAGAAAAAGAGUGGCGAAGGAGCCAGCGAAGACCUGCAGUGAAACCAAGGGUCCACAAGCCAAGCGCCAGCGUGGCAAGAGACCGAGGGCUGAGAAAGGGAAUUUACAGAAGAAUACCACUUCUCUGUCGUCCAAACGCUCAAGACCAAGAUUUGAACUAAAGAUGCCUGACUUAGCAGACAAAGAAGAGUCUUUGCUGUCUUCGGAUCUUUCAAUAGAGCUGAGUCACCAUGAAGAACAGCUGCCAGCUUUGCCUUUCCAGGAAGAUGAGGAAAGUGAGGAGGAGGAGCUACCAAGUUUCUUGACACGGAUGGACAAAAAGCCUCCCUCCAUUACAGAAGGAGCGUUUGUGUGGCACAAAGUUAGAAAUUAUCCGUUCUGGCCUGCACUGGUAAAAAGAAUGAAUCGUAAGCAGAAAAAAGCCAGCAUUGUGUUCAUCGAUGACCCAAUGAUUCACACAAAGAAAGGGUUUUCCGUGGCUCUGAAAAUCCUGAAGCCUUUUGACUGUGAGGAAGCCAGUGAGCUGGUGUUAAAAGCCAAAGAAAAGUAUGAUGCUGUUAUUGAGUGGUCGAUGGCCCUCAUAACGGACUACAGGAUACGGAUUGCAUGUGGCUCAUUUUCUGGCUCCUUCAUCAACUACUUUGCCCAUGACAUGAGCUAUCCAGUGAGGAGGAAGUACCCACAGACUGCCUCAGAGAAACUAACCAUCACCAGCGAGUCCAUGGUGGAGGAGCCAUGUGACGAUCUUAAGGAGGCCAGCUUUAGUGAUCAGCAGGGGAAGGUCGGCAGGAGUUCAAAGCGGCUGCUGCCAGACCGGACUCAUGCCGCCCACAAUAGAGCCAAUGAGAAACUUGUAUAUUUCAUCGUCAAGCAGCACAUGGUGGAAGGACACCUUCUGGCUGUAAUCCGUGGGCAGCAACAGUCCAGAUGGCUUCGCUCCUUUCUGACUGCCAAUCGAACACGGGUGGUGAACCCGUAUCUGGAAGAUGAAAAGCAGUUGGACCAGGUCUUCUGCUACCUAAACAAGAUCUACGAGACGGAGAUUGCCGCCGAUUCUUGCCUGGCCGAGGUGAAAGCUGUAGAAUCUAUCCCCUUUGUUAUGGACGUGCUUCUUCCUGAGGCCAUCAUCCAUGCCAUUGCUGGUGUUAACAAUGUCUCUGUAAAACAGGCAGAGGAGAAGUACAUUAAAGGACGUUGUAUAAGCAACAGAGAAAGACAGGAGUUCGACUUGAUGAUUGAGCAACAAAUAAGGAAAAACCAUCAGAACACUGCACUUGCAUUAUUGUCUGACUCAUUGAAAUUAGAGGACUGAUUAUUGUAAAAUAAAGGAAAAUAUUUUUGUA